Messenger RNA from Doryrhamphus excisus (bluestripe pipefish), 6925 nucleotides. Its product is annotated as protocadherin alpha-C2-like. The record is from RefSeq and is a predicted model, not a curated record. Gene Ontology annotation, cellular component: plasma membrane. NCBI's taxonomy places the organism in Eukaryota, Metazoa, Chordata, Actinopteri, Syngnathiformes, Syngnathidae. Gene Ontology annotation, molecular function: calcium ion binding. Gene Ontology annotation, biological process: homophilic cell-cell adhesion.
UGGUUCAUCCUUUGCAGUACGAGAAGCAACUUGUAAAUAACGUCUGGGUGAAUUUGAAUCAUAUGGUUACUUCUUUCCCACUUUUUCACCAUGUCUGAUAUUAUUUUGGUCACGUAUGAGCCGAGUAUUUGACUUAUGGAUAUGAUCUAUAUGAUCCACUGAUGGUGCAUCACAGGAUGGAAGAACCACAGUUUUUUUUUUAAUGUUGUUUGGACUUUAAGAUACUUUGAGGCUAUAAAUCAUGAAUCGGUUGGUAUCAAUAAUUUGAAUAUUUGAGUGUUUGAGUUGUGAAAUAUUGCUUCUAGUCUUGGUUGUCUUUGCUAGAUAUAUUAUUGAGACCAUUUUACUUGUUGGGAGGGGGGAAAAAACAAACUGAAAAUGACACUGUCCGUGGUGCUGACCUUCUGUUUGUGCUAUUUUGUGGGGUCCUUGUGUGUUUAAGUAUGAAAUUGUUGUUCCAAGUUGUAGCAAUAGUGUAAUUGAAAAUAGAAGUCGUGUUUCUGAUAUUCUGUUUUUACUUCUGCAAAGUACAGGCGCAGUAUUGAGGUUAUGUUUUUGCUGAUAUUUAUCUUUUUGUUUGUGUUCAAAAUAACUUGAAUAUUUCUCAAUGGAUUUGGAUGAAAUGUGGAUGUGGAAGACCUGUUUAAAUAUUGGGGGUGGGGAUCGGGAUCCCUGUCUGGAUCCAGGAAUGUUUUGAACUUCGAGACAUAUAGGACAAUUUUUGACAUUUGUGCAUAUAAUGCCACAAAAAAUGGUAAGAGCACUUGGGUUUGAGUUGUGAAAUAUUGCUUCUAGUCUUGGUUAUCUGUGGUGGUUUUCCCGGCACCCUUUUCCACCUGUAGACGUGGAAUUGAUUAGUAGUAAGGUGUCUCUUCAGUAUUAACGGAAGAGACACCUUUACCUGGACUCAGACUUUACCCAACUCUGAGAAUGUAAUGAUACGAUCUGCUCAGGCCUCCUGAUAUAAAUACAGUACAGUUGCCUUGGUUUGUCUUGCUCUAAGUCAUUGAAAUAUUUUAUGUUUCAUUGUGUUGUACAUUAGUUUGAAACAAAACAUAAUAUGAAGGUAGCUGGUCAAGCAAAUUGGUAUAAAGGAUAUGUUUGGCAGGGGGCAAGGGGGGCGUACAUAUGACUUGGGGUCAAGCUUCUGUUUGUUAGCAGGAACUGUAGUUUUUACAACUCCAAAAUAUAUGAAAAAUAUAUGUUAGACGGCUAUGGAUGUGAAUGGGAUAGAUGAUAAUGUACAUAUGUAAAAGUAAGACUGGGAGUUUUUGUGAUAAAUGUGUAUUUUGGUAUCAAUUCAUAGUGUUGUACUGUUUGUGCAAGAUUGACCUUGUAGAAAAGUAUCUUUUUUUACCACUAGAUGUCGCACUUGGCUCACAGACGCUCCCUUCUUUGUCAGUGUUGGGAGAUGGGGCGUGAUUCUUUGUUCGUCAUGACUAAAACUCAUUAUUUCGUGGUCUGACUCCGAAGUCUUAAAAUGUUACUGACGGAGUAAACCAUUCUGGUGCUAUCUGUCGAAGAAACUUGGGAAAAAUUAUGAAACCAGAGGACAAUUCCCGUUUUUGGAUGUAUUAUUUCUUGCCUUUGUUUCAUAUAUGGAGUGUGGUAUCCGCACAGAUUGUCUAUUCCGUGACAGAGGAGUCGAAUCCCGGUAUUGCAGUGGGGAAUUUAGCGAAGGACCUGCACUUGGAUGUACAGGAUUUGGAAUUCCGAGGUUUACAAAUAACUGGACCGAAAGCCAGGUAUUUGGAGGUGAACACUAAAACCGGGAUACUUGUUGUGAAGGACAGAAUCGACCGAGAGGAGCUGUGCUCUCGCCGUUUAAAGUGCUCUUUGGAGGUGGAAGCCAUUACGAACGCACCUCUCAAUCUUUAUCGCUUUGAGGUUAAAAUUGUGGAUAUAAAUGACAACGCGCCGUAUUUCCGACAACCUGAGAUUGUUCUAAAUGUGUCUGAAUCGGCUUUUCCCGGAGAAAGAUUUACUUUGCUUAAGGCGUUUGACGCAGACGUUGGGGGUUAUUCAGUAAAAAGCUACAAACUCAGCCAAAAUGAGCAUUUUUCCUUGGAUGCGCAGAAUCCCGGUGAGCAAUCCAUGUCUGCGGAAUUGUUGCUGCAAAAAGCUCUGGACCGAGAGAAACAGUCAGUGAUAAAACUCACAUUGACGGCUCUGGACGGAGGAAAACCUGCUAAAUCAGGAACGUUGCAGGUCGUUAUUAAUGUACAAGAUGUUAAUGAUAAUAUUCCCAUUUUUGACAAGGUGCUAUACAAAGGCACCGUAGCUGAAAAUGCACCCAAUGGCGCAAUCAUUUUGUCCGUGAAUGCUCGUGAUUUCGACGUGGGUCAUAACGGGGAAAUUGAAUAUUCUAUUAUUAAUCACGACGGUGAUAAUGAUAUUGAUAAAUUUGAUAUUGAUUCAACUACGGGGGAAAUAACAGUGAAUGGUGAUUUAGACCACGAAAGAAACAAUGCCGUGGAAAUCAGAGUGCAAGCAAAAGACAAGGGUUUGAAUCCCAGGGCGUCGCAUUGUAAAGUUCUUAUCGAAAUAAUCGAUGUUAAUGAUAAUGCACCGGAAAUAUCAGUGACGUCAUUAGUCGAUGUAGUUCGGGAGGAUGCGCCCAUCGACACAAUGGUCGGACUCUUAACAGUGAAAGACAAUGACGCGGGGAAAAAUGGCGUCGUUGACGUCAGAAUAAUGGAGGCCGUACCUUUCAAAAUAAAAAACACAUAUAAAAAUCAUUAUUCAUUGGUAGUAAAUGGAGUUUUGGAUAGAGAGCAAAUUUCUAAAUAUGAUAUUACAAUAACCGCAUCUGAUGAAGGGGUCCCUUCGCUCUUCAGUACAAAUAUAAUUACUGUUCAUGUUUCUGAUGUUAACGACAACGCACCCCGCUUUGGAGACUCUGUGAUUAAUAUUUUUAUUAAAGAGAACCGUCCCGCUGGUGAAGUUGUAUACACCAUAAGCGCAGAUGAUGCAGAUGUAGACGAAAAUGCUAAAAUAUCAUUUUCAAUAAUGAAUGCUAAUCAUCUCAAAGAGGAUGUAGCGAGAUUAAAUAUUAACAUCAACUCCGAGACUGGAGAGAUAGUCAGCUUGCAGUCAUUUGACUACGAGAAGCUAAAGACCUUUCAGUUCAAAGUCCAGGCCACAGACUCCGGUGUUCCUGCACUCAGCAGCAACGUCACCGUGAACGUUUUCAUCCUGGAUGAAAACGACAACAGUCCCACCAUCCUGGCGCCCUAUUCCGAGCACAGCUCCGUUAACAGCGAGAGCAUCCCCUAUUCUGCCGAAGCGGGAUACUUUGUGGCAAAGAUCAGGGCUGUAGAUGCAGACUCUGGAUACAAUGCACUGCUCUCCUAUCACCUGUCUGAGCCCAAAGGCAACAACAACCUCUUCCGGAUGGGAACCAGCACCGGGGAGAUCCGCACCAAGAGGAGAAUGAGUGACAAUGACCUGAAAAGUCACCCCUUGGUGGUGUUGGUUUGUGAUCAUGGAGAAGCCUCCCUGUCAGCUACUGUGUCUAUUGAUGUGGUGGUGCUUGAAAGCACAGCUGACAUCCACACUCCGUUCAGACAUGUGCCCAUAAAGGAGGAGACCUUCUCGGAUUUACAUUUGUAUCUCCUCAUCGCCAUUGUGGCCGUGUCCCUCAUCUUUCUGCUCAGCCUCAUCACCUUAGUAGCCGUCAGAUGCCACAGACAGACAGACGGCACUUUGGGCAGGUACGGGGCCCCGAUGAUCACCACCCAUCCUGACGGGAGCUGGUCUUACUCCAAAGCUACUCAGCAGUAUGACGUGUGUUUCAGCUCAGACACGCUCAAGAGCGAUGUGGUGGUUUUUCCGGCACCUUUUCCACCUGUAGAUGCUGAACUGAUCAGUAUUAACGGAGGAGACACCUUUACCAGGACUCAGACUUUACCUAACACAGAUAAGCCCAAGGCACCAAAUUCAGACUGGAGAUACUCAGCCUCCCUGAGAGCAGGUGGCGUAAUGCAGAGCUCCGUGCAUAUGGAAGAAUCAUCAGUGAUGCAGGGAGCCCAGGGGGUUCUGGUCCAGAACUGGCCCACAGCAUCCAGCGCUGCUGAUGCUGAAGGAGGAGAGGUCUCACCCCCAAUGGGUGCCGGAGUCGACAGCAACAGCUGGCACUUUCGCUACGGCCCGGGGGGUCCCGGCGCACCACCGCAGCACCUCAAGCCCGGCGAGGUCCCCCCAGAGGCGUUCAUCAUCCCUGGAUCCCCUGCCAUAAUAUCCAUCAGACAGAACCAGGGAGGAGAGGAUGACAAGAGCGACUUUAUCACCUUUGGAAAGAAAGAGGAGGCCAAGAAGAAGAAAAAGAAGAAGAAGGACAAGAAAGACAAGAAGGAUAAGGGGAAGGAUGACGAUGAAUAAAGGAGAAGAAAUGAAAAAUUGGCAAAGAGAAAAAAAACGGGUGUUGCUAAAACAGAGGUACCAACCGAAGUCCAAUGGGCAAAAAAAAAAUAUGAAUAUGGAUUUCUUCAAUCCUGUUUUGUUUGUAUUUAACCCGGCCUUACCAAGGUUACGUUUACCUUCAGUCUAACACGGCGGAGGUAAAUUAUUGAUCUUGCCUUGAUAAACAAUAAGAAGAUUGAUUUUGAGCCACACCCCCAUGUGCCUAUACAACCUAACAUUCAACUCCAACAUAUUUAGAAAGAACAAUUAUUUUGCCUCCUGGGCGUGUUGGCACCUCUGUAUUACCCCCUCCACAUUAAUGAUAAAUAAUUCUCUGUGAGAGAAGACAAAAGAACAAGAAAAAGCUCUGUGCCAGCCAAGGAAAAGAAGAGAAAUGAAGUCAUGUGUGUAUUCCGGAGCUGGACACACUUCCACACUACUUGUAAAUAGCACAGGGGAGUCACUGAAAAGGAAAGCUAACACUCACAAACCACUGCUGCAGAGUCCUAACUUACCAACAGUGUUUCCUGCAAUCUCAAUGAAUCCACGUGCACGCAUGCUAACACAAGCAAACACACACCUUGCCAUGCGGACACUGAAGGCACUCGAGAGCUGGCGAGAAAUUAAAAAAUAAAAAAAAAUGUGUGCUAAUUUGACACUGCAAGCUUUUUGUCACCUAUGGGGUGCACAUCAACUCUCAGGAUGGACGGCGCAUCCCUUUUGCUGUUACUCUGUAUUCGCUCACUGCUUUUAAAGGACUGAGGGCGCUACCCCUCCAGCCGUGUCGCAGAGAGCUCUGAGUAGUUGAAGAGAGAAGACCUCGAUGGCAUCACGUUCACCUGAGUGUCAUUGAGGGGAAGUAGUCCGGAAUUCAGUGGAAGUCAGUGGACUCUGAAGAAAACGUGCAAAAUCUUGAGAUUUUCAUAACACCCUCUCUUAUCUCCCCCAUGCUGCAGCAAAAGCUGAAAGCUUUCUGCUUUGAAUGUUUGGUAGCAACCAGUCCUUACCUGAUACCUUGACAACAUUUGACCUGCUUGUGCUCCCCCUUAAUCUACCCGACCACCUUUCCCCCAUUGACGGACUCUUCAUGCCACGAUGAAGUUGACCUACUUUCCUUAAUUCUCAAAGAAAUCCACAGUACAUGUUUUGCCAUUUUUGUAUAUUUCCCCCUGAUUACCGCAUGUCCGCUCUCUUACCCCCACUGCUCAGGAUCCGUCCUGAGAAAAGGGCCUGGUUUGAACAUUGUGGUGUGCUGACAACAGCAUGGAGUAAUGUGGAUGAGGCCCGUUGGAGGCGGGGGUGGGAUGCACACCUUGAACUCUGUAAAAGUGCAAAACGGUUCAGUGCUUUUAACUUGUGAAUACUAAACUACGCUGUUCACUUCCUGUUUGUCUGCCGCCGCUACAGUGAGAGGGGAUCAGGUGGGAUCGACUAAAAAGAUGACAGGGGGGGUGAAGGACCGAGGAGCGAGGAGGCGGGUGCCGUGGGCUGGCCCUUUCCAACUCAAGUUUGCAAGACAGGAUAAUUAAUUAGUCGCAUCUAGCUUUUAUAAAUGUAGCGUAGACCUUACGGAUCUACAUGAAUUGAACCUGUUCAAAAAUUAUUAAUAUGGCAUCCAGGGUUCCCAGUCAACAGCGAUAUCCCACCAGUCCUCUUUCAUGAGGCUGAGACGGGCCUCCAGGCUUCUGUCCGUGCCCCCCCGUCCCUGCCUGUACCUUUCUUACACGUCCUCCCAAAGCUGUGCGGCUCAGUAUGAUGUCACUCCAAUAAGUGGCUGCUGCAUGUACUGCUCUAAGGAAACACAUACUAUAUAGAGAAAUAUAUAUAUAAAUAGAUAGCUAUGAUUUUAUUAUUUUUUGUAUUAUUAUUUUGGUUCUUCAUUACUCACACGGGAAAUAUUUGUAUGUACUUCUCUUGUCUAUGCCAAAACAUCUAUGUAUUUACCAUUGUCACGCUCCGCAGGUGUUGUACGGCAUCCACGAAACCUUUUUCGAUAUUUGUAACGCUAUAGUGUGAAACCUUUUUUUCCCCAAAACUUUAUGAUUUCUGCUUUUGAAAACAAGCAAAAAAAAAAAAAAAAAAAGACGUUCUGUGUCCGGCUUUGACAUGAUGAUCUAACUAACACUGUAAUAUUGUAACUGAAAUAUGUAUGAUCCUAUGAUGAGCUAUCACUUCCCUUUCAUUCUUCUGGAUCUGGAAAAAAAUACAAAAAAAUACAAAAAAAAAAGUGUGAUGAAAGUAUAUGUAGUGUAUGCUUGUAUUUAGUGAGCUUUCAUGCUGUCAUUCUUUCCCAAUGUAUGGUGAUGGUGGCAACGUGCGGUCAUAUGCGGACCGGCCCAGAUAUGUUUUACCCCCCCACCCCCCCUUUUUUUUAAUUUUUUUGUUCACUCACUCAUCUACUGUGACCGUGAAAUAGUGAACUUCAUUUACAUCCAUUCCCUUUUUGCCUUUGAUUCGACCUAAAUGGAAACAGUGGUAAUGUGUUUUGUUUAUAAAUCACAAAUAAAGUUUUCUUUCUUAAAAA